GCCGGCUCGGUUUCGGCCAUGAAAAUCCUGUCUUUGUCCCGACGUUGAAUCCUCACUUUGAUGGUUUUCGUUGCAUUGCUCUUGGGGGUCUGCAUUCCGUUGCGCUCAACUCCCUUGGGCAGGUUUUAACUUGGGGUUACGGUGGUUUUGGUGCGCUUGGUCACUCUGUUUAUCACAGAGAACUGACCCCUAGACUGGUAGAAGGCUCGUGGAGAGGUAGAAUAACGCACAUUGCAACUAGUGGGGCGCAUACUGCAGCUAUCACGGAAUCAGGUGAACUCUAUACUUGGGGCCGAGAUGAAGGUGAUGGUAGAUUGGGUCUGGGUCCUGGUCGAGGCCCAAAUGAGGGAGGGGGACUGAGUAUUCCUUUCAGAGUGAAAGCAUUGCCUGGACCUGUAGCUGCAGUGACUUGUGGUGGUUUCUUCACAAUGGCUCUAGGAGUGAAUGGGAAGCUUUGGAAUUGGGGAGCAAACACGAACUUUGAGCUUGGUAGAGGGAAUAAGAUUGGUGGCUGGGAACCAAAACCCAUUCCUUGUCUUGAAGAUACUCCCAUCAUUCAGAUAGCUAGUGGCGGAUACCACUCGCUUGCAUUAACUGGUGAUGGGAAAGUACUUUCCUGGGGUUAUGGUGGGCAUGGUCAAUUGGGCCAUUCUUCAAUACAAAAUGAAAAAAUACCAAGAGUUAUUGAUGCUCUAGCUGACCAGCGAGUGAUCUAUAUUUCCUGUGGUGGUUCCUCUUCAGCAGCUAUAACAGCUGAGGGAAAAUUGUACAUGUGGGGAAAUGCCAAGGAUUCUCAAUUGGGUGUUCCUGGGCUGCCAGAGGCACAACCAUGUCCUGUGGAAGUCAAAUUUCUAGACGAAGAUGAUGGAUUGGGUUCCUACCAUGUUUUAUCAGUUGCAGUUGGCGCAUCUCAUGCAAUGUGCUUAGUUCUAAGGAGAAAACAGGAUGUAAAAUUUUGAUGCGGUUGUGAAUCUGAGAAAAUUUUGCAAAUAAGUAGAAACAUAUGGCUAUGUACUGUUACAACUUACAAGGUCGCCUUGGAGCUUGAACUGCAAGAACUGCUGCCGCUCAGCAUCUUUCAAGUUGGAUGAUCACUUUUGAAUAAAACAAUCACCUGUAUUCCCAUCGGACCAGAUAAUCUGUUACACACACAGAUGACAGAACAUUCAGAAAACACCAUAGACAGACCAUCUUUAGUUUUAGUCUUCACAUAUGUCACUUUUCUUUAAAAAAGAUUUAUAAAGUAGUCAUUUGUUAGAUCACGCUAUUAAGUAUCAAUUGUGAUUUCUCCUCAUGAUAUUCGAGAUCUCUCUCCGUACCUUAUUGCUCAACAUGAGAGAUUCAGUCUUUAAGAAACAACCCACCAACCAAAUCCAAAUCUUCACCUAACCAAAGGAGGACAUGCUUAACUCUCGUUGAAUAAUGUGCAUUCUACAUUAUUGGCAUCACUGUAUGUCACACACUUGAAGUUAAACACAGCACAUUUAUCUUCAAGGAGGCUUUUCUGAAACGUGUCAAUGAUGUUCUCUUUAGGCCUCUUUCAAUUAUUUGGUCAAGAUUGCACUGAUGAAUUUUACAGGGUUCCAACAUGUGGUACCAUGGAUGGCUAUAUGCAACCCAACUGCAUGAUGGGCUGUGGUUAAGGCAGACAGGUCAGUGUGGUCCUCUUGAUUAUUUAUUCAGCAACCAAAAAAGGGGUUCAAAAAAGUGCAAAUGUUUCGUAGGUUCAAAGAUGUAGACCAAACCUGGCAGCAGAAGCAGAAAGAGGAACAAGAUUAUGCUUAAAGAAACAGCUUUUAAGAUUGGUAUGUCAGUGAGUGCGCACUCAAGGUCAAGGCCAAGGCCACGGCCUUCUCCUCCUCUGUGUGUUAUGGGAGUCAUGCGUGUAAAGCUAAGUGUGAAGGUAUCUGCAUUUCCUGCCCUUUUUUCUUUUCAGACUAUGAUAUUGUGUGCUGCAAAUAUUACUUGAAAAUUCUAUGUUGCAGUGUCUUUUCUCUUUCUGUUCCUUGACCCCACCAUAGAAUUCUAUCAUCUUUUUUCUUAUUUUCUUUUUGGGUACUGUUAGUAAUCUGUGGUGCAUUGCCAAACUCAGUAUGUUUCUAGUUGGUUUGGCUAGCUAGCUGAGGAAGGCUGGUUUUGUUCU
Molecule: messenger RNA, 2143 nt
Organism: Momordica charantia (bitter melon)
Lineage: Eukaryota; Viridiplantae; Streptophyta; Magnoliopsida; Cucurbitales; Cucurbitaceae
Gene: RUG3
Product: Regulator of chromosome condensation (RCC1) family protein
Source: RefSeq, a predicted model, not a curated record